AGGUGAAACUACUUUACACUUCAUUAAGUUGUGGAGGAUUCAAAGAGGCAGGGGGGACAGCGGAGAGGUAGGGACAUCUUAUCUUAUAUCACUGAAGAAGAGCUGUGGUUUUUGAUAUUUCAGCGAAAUGUUACUUGUUAUUGUUACUUGAGGAACUGUCGAGAUUAGUUGCACCACCAAAGUCAAAGGUUUACUACGUGUCUGCAAUGGCUUUUAAAGCAUUCACAAAAACACAGAUCUAUGAAAAACACGAAGCUCCGAAAGAAAAGGACAAACUGGGGAUCCAGUGCCUCGAGUGCUUCGAUCGGAAUCUGUAUAUUGGGAGUAAAAAUGCAACAGUGCAGCACCUCAUCCUACAAAACAGCACAGACGCAGACCUGAGUCCUGGUCAGAGCAAAACCAGAGAAGGUAGAGCCAGAAAACUGGGCUCCAGCAACCCAGUCGUCCAGCUGAGAGCGGUCCCUCUUUUCAACCACUUGCUUGUCCUGUGGGACCGCGGCGUCACGGCCCUCAACAUGUUCUCCCUGGAGCCGGUCCCUGCCUUGAAGAAGAUCCAGCACGUGUCUCUGUUUGAGGUGUGCGACUCAUUGCUGGCAGCUCGGGUAGGAUGCGUGCAGAUGGUGACCUCCUCCAGCCGCAGGAGAGUGAUCCGCAUCCACGUGGUGGGAGUGGACAGCUGGGAGGUUCUCAAGGAGGUGCCUCUACAACAGGAUCCCGUGGCCUUGGCAGUAGAUGGCACCAGUCUGUGUGUAGGCACCUGCGACAGGUACCUCCUCUGCGACGUGGAGACCGGGAGCAGAGAGGAGCUCUUUCCUCACAAGCACAACAGGCAGCGCGUCAUUGUUACCUCGGUGGGACGAGGGGAAUUCCUCCUGAAUGGGCCUGAAUCUUUGGGCAUGUUCGUGAUGAAGACGGGGAUUUGCCAGCGCCCUCCCCUGCAGUGGCCUCAGGAGGUGCUGGCAGCCACAGUGUGUUUCCCUUACAUCCUCACCCUGCAGCCCCAACUGCUAUCUGUCUACAGCAUGUUGGAUCAGCGGUGCAAGCAGAGUGUGAGCCUCCAUGGAGGGAAGGGUCUGCUCUCCACAUCAGAUGGCGUGUUGGUGUUCACAGAGAGAGAGAUUUUCAGCCUGAGUCUGGUGCCGUUCGAGGAGCAGAUCCAGGCACUCGUAGGACACGAGAGGGUCGAGGAGGCUUUACUGCUGCUGGACGGGGUUCAGAGCCGUCGGCCACUCGACUCAUACAAGGAGCUGCAGAAGGCCAUCACUUGCCUGGCUGGAUUUGUUCAUUUUUACCAGGAGGGCUUUUCCGAGGCCAGAGAACUAUUCAUUGCAGGCGAGCUGGACCCCAGAGAACUCAUCCUCCUCUACCCAGACAUGAGGUCGUGUCUCAGCAACGACUUCCAGUCCCAGUUUGAUCAGGGAACCCAGAAGGGCAGGGCUCUCCAGGUGCUCUGGCGAGAGGACACAAACAUGUUCCAUCACUACCUGCACUUCCUGGCAGAUUUUCUCCAAGCUGUCAGGGGGACUGAGCGAGACUCAGCGUGCAGUGCGGAGGUGGACUGCGCCCUCCUGAGGCUGUACGUGGUACUGGGAGACACUGGGAACCUGCAGCAGCUUGUCACUUCUCCUAACGAGUGCAAGCUGGAUCACUGUGUUCCUGCUCUGGAGAAAAACAACAGAUAUUUUGCGUUAGGUUCCCUCUAUCAAAGUCAAGGGAGGCAAACUGAUGCAAUAAAGACUUGGGUAAAUAUUGCAGAGGGCGCCCACCAAGACGACUCUUGCUCAGACGUGUACGGACACAUAGUACGGACUCUCAGUCAGCUGGACGACAGAGAUAUCGUGAGGAAGUUUGCAGACUGGACUCUGCAAAAAAACCAAGAGAAAGGUGUGCAGAUUUUCACCAACCGCCCUCCAGAUGAUCGACUGGAGACACAGGACGUCCUCGUCCUCUUGGAGAAAUAUCCGCUGGCGUCGGUUUUGUAUCUUGAGUUCCUGAUCCAUGAUUUGAGCAGCGAGGAGGAAAGACAUCACAGCCGUCUGGCCUUGGCAUAUGUUGCUCAGACGCUGCGAGAGGAAGAGGAAGCAGAUUUGAGGUCAACCAGGGGGAAGCUGCAACAUCUGUUAUGGGAAUCCAAAUUCUACGACGUCUCCACUGUAUACGAGAGAGUCAAGUCAACGACCCUGCACGUAGAGACAGCCAUUCUCCUCGGCAGGAGCGGGGAACACUCCCGGGCUCUGCAGGUGCUCGUUCACCAGGAGCGAGACCCCCAGGCUGCAGAGGCCUACUGCUGCCGGGCUGCCCAGGGCCAUGACGCUCCCUUCAGACAGGCCCUGCUGCUCACCCUGCUCCAAAUCUACCUGAGCUCCGAGGAUCCCACCGGCACUGCGGUGGAUCUGCUGAACGACAACCCUCGGGCCUUUGCAGCGGAGGAGGUCGUCCAGCUCCUGCCCGACUCCUGGUCUGUUCAGCUCGUCUCCCAGUUCUUAGUGGGAUCCGUGAGGGCAACGCUCCACCAGAGUCGUGUAGUGAAGCUGCAAAAGGCGCUGGCCCGGGUGGAGCUCAUGCGGCACAAGGUCACUUGGAUGCAGGCCUCAAAAGCAAUGUUCAGACUGGACAAGGAGCAGACGUGUAAGGUCUGUCAGCGAGUCCUCGCCGAGCCCCACUUUGCCUGUGACCUGCACGGCCAGCUGAUGCACGUGGGCUGCACGAUCAACCAGUCUGUUGCCUGCUCUGGCACAUUAUGAGUUCCUCUGCACUCCCGAGAAUCACAUUAAUCUCAAGCCGGUUAAGUGUCUGCUUCUCACCUGAUGAUUUAUCUAGAUUAGACCGUGUCAUCUAAGCAAACUCCCAUCAACGGUUCAAUUCAUGGACCCGGGACCAGACAGGUUCCCUAAUUAGAAAAAAGAAAAUACAUAGUGUAAAUAACUGGUUUCAAAAAGGCAAAAGAGCACGCGUUGCACUUUUUCAGGGCGGCACGUCUGAGCUUUUUUUUCCGAGAGACACUGUAGACAGCUAAAGCUAUAAAUUGGAUUGUGGAGGACACUCGGGGACAUACUGUAUAUUCACUGAUCAGACAGUGGUGUUUUACAUGGAAACCACUCGUGGUCACCCUGAUGACCAGAGGGAAUUUGACCAUCCUCCAGUGCUGUAUAUACGCAUCCCCACCAUCAUGGUUUCCACUGACUGUGUAUAUUUGUCUGCACGGAGCUGGAAAUAGAAAGUCAACAUGCUGCACGUGAGAUACUUCUGUUUCCAAUCCAGCCUGUGCAUUAAUGUACAUUCAAGAUUAAAAAGGCAGGUUUUGAAAUGAAAAGUCAAAAGGUGCAGAGCUUUGAGUCACUUCUAUUGUAGACAUAUCUC
This is a messenger RNA of Pleuronectes platessa (European plaice), 3360 nucleotides long. Its product is annotated as transforming growth factor-beta receptor-associated protein 1. The record is from RefSeq and is a predicted model, not a curated record. Gene Ontology annotation, cellular component: cytoplasm; membrane. The transcript has 11 exons. The coding region runs from base 207 to 2744 and encodes 845 amino acids. NCBI's taxonomy places the organism in Eukaryota, Metazoa, Chordata, Actinopteri, Pleuronectiformes, Pleuronectidae. Gene Ontology annotation, biological process: endosomal vesicle fusion; intracellular protein transport; vesicle-mediated transport.